This is a messenger RNA of Monopterus albus (swamp eel), 4040 nucleotides long. RefSeq names its product inositol-trisphosphate 3-kinase B (gene itpkb). Gene Ontology annotation, biological process: phosphatidylinositol phosphate biosynthetic process; inositol phosphate biosynthetic process. The transcript has 13 exons. Gene Ontology annotation, cellular component: cytoplasm; nucleus. NCBI's taxonomy places the organism in Eukaryota, Metazoa, Chordata, Actinopteri, Synbranchiformes, Synbranchidae. Bases 726 to 3086 code for a protein of 786 amino acids. Gene Ontology annotation, molecular function: inositol hexakisphosphate kinase activity. The record is from RefSeq and is a predicted model, not a curated record.
UAGCAUGCGCACAGCUUUUCAGUUUUCUAUCCUUCCAGUGAACCGAGAGAGAGAAAGAGAAAGAGAGAGAGAGAGACUGUCUUGUCGCUUCCGGCUUCAAACGCACACACAAACUGCGCUUUACUACGAACAGAGAGUCGUCGAGCAACAGGCAUGACACCAGAAACCUCCCCAGAAACUAUUUAUCCCGAGGGCAACUGUGAGAGGAUUUAGCUCUGAAGUUUUCCCGAAAAGACCCGGGAGAGAGAGCGAACGCCCUGCUCGCGAGGGAGAGAGAGACAUUUUGAAAUCUUCUUCUGGAUAUUUUGGUGAAAAUGUGAAGAAGCAGAAAAGGAGCGUCAAACAAGUUCGUUCACGGUGGAAAUCAAAGACGCACAAUAAGAGUAGAGCAUAAGUUGAUUUGGUGCAGAAGGACCCGCGUAUUUUGUCUGUUUUCUGGGGGGUUUCGAGUGCCAGACACAAGAGAGAGGAAUUAUCCUCCGGUUGUUACUGCUGGUAUCUGUUUGUAAUAUUACUCAGACCAAUAAAAGUGUCCUGGAGAAGCUCUACAGAGGACGGGCCGGCGCUGAGUGGUGGGUGCAGAUUCUUUAGCUGUGUGGAGCUGUAGCUGCUGCUGACUGAAUGCAGAGGAAACACUGAAGACUGUUCUCCAGACCUCCCUGCAGCUUCAAGGGAGAUUGUCAGAUGUGUACCCAGCACUCAAAGCCCCCAGUGCGGCCUUGGGGAUGGCAGCCUCUGCCCUGAACCUGAACGGCCUCAGAGUCAUGAACAGUAACCAGUUUCACACCCAGUCAGGCUCCUCUAGCACCACCUCUCGAACUAGAACCAGCCCAGUUGCCCGACCUGUGCUGCCAGUUCCGGAUAGGAGCACCUACUGCCAGUUACUGGGUGGAGGUCUCUACAGCCCAACCAGCCCCAAGACAAGCCCCCGAGCACUGGGUCAAACGUUUGUCUUCCCCCCCCCAUCCUCGCUCUCCCCUAGCUCCACCCGUCGUGCUCAUUCCCCCUCCCCACGGAGCCCAGAACUUCUAGGAGUCAAUGUGGGCCGGCGGGUCCGACGCCUGAGCUCGCCGGGUGGAGAAGGGAAAGGGGAAGGAGACGGGCAGGAGGAGAGCAGAGGAGAGACGGGAGGAGGAGAGAGGCGAGAGGAGAGGAGACGCCAGGCGCAGCUGCUGCAGAUCCACAGAGAGCUGCAGAACGUUGAGGUCAGGGGAAAAGUCGGCAUUUUUGAGGCCCACAUUUCUGGAAUUCGUGCCCAGGUGCUUAACAGCGAGCUCCAGCGCAGCCCUCGAUCUCCGAGACGAUCGACUAGCCAAACACCUUCCCAACCCAGCCAAGGAAAUAAAGCCCUUGAAUGCCUAAUGACUCACCCACAAGAGAACCAGAUUCCCUCGUUUGUCCAAAAUGGUAGAGAAAUGGGGGAAGAAACAUCAGAAAGAGAAAGGAGAGAAGGAGAAAAGAACGAUGGCAAGGACAGCAUUGCUGCCAAAAUGGUCAUGGAGAAGACACUGAUUGGUCACCAUGGCCAUCAUUCAGAAACAACAAUGCAAACUCCCUGUAUAGAUGGACCGUUUAUUGUUCGGAGUUCCCUUGAGACAUUUUCAGAUGCAACAACAGGCAGAGAGAAAAAAGAGGGAGAAAGACCAGGAGAAAAGGAAAGAGGGGAGGUAGAAAGCAAACAAAUGUUGGGAGACGAACAAAAACAGACUGUGAAAGAAGCAAGAGCUGAGAAAGAGGGCCAGGUGUGUCCUGAGAUGCUGCUCAAGUCAGAGGCAAACAGGAUGGAGGAUAACCCAGAAACCUGUGCUUUAUCUCAGGCACAAAGCAGUGAGCACUCGCUUUGCUUGCUGGGCAUCACCAAUUACACCUCCAACCACUCUCCCUCCAUCCCUGCAGUCAUAAUAACUGACCAUGGUUUAGAAAGCCCUGGCACAGACCAGGGACUAUGCUUCACCCCUAGCCCCUCUUCAAGCCCUAUCCCUGGACUGAACUCAUCCAGUUGCUCCCUCAGGAAGCUGUCAUCCUCUUCUGCCUCCUCAGCCGGUUUCUCCUCAUCUUGGGAGGAAUCAGAGGAGGAUAUUUCCAGUGAUACAGAGAAAGGGGAGCAUCUUCUCAACCCUGUGCUCCUCAGUACUCAACAGAGAGCACACAAGUCUUGGAAGAAAAUUAAGAACAUGGUUCACUGGUCUCCAUUUGUCAUGUCCUUCAAGAAGAAAUAUCCCUGGAUACAACUGGCCGGGCAUGCAGGGAGCUUCAAGGCAGGAGCAAACGGCCGCAUAUUAAAAAAACACUGUGAAUGUGAGCAGCGAUGUUUAUCCCUCCUGAUGAAGGACGUGCUGCGCCCGUACGUCCCCGGUUACCAUGGAGACGUGGAGAAGGACGGCCAGAAAUACAACCAGAUGGAGGAUCUGCUGGCUGAGUUCGAUUACCCAUGUGUGAUGGACUGUAAGAUGGGAGUGAGGACGUACCUUGAGGAAGAGCUGACUAAGGCACGUAAGAAACCCUCUCCAAGACCCGACAUGUAUCAGAAAAUGAUUGAGGUUGAUCCUGGGGCACCUACAUCAGAGGAAAAUGACAAGAAAGCGGUGACCAAACCAAGAUACAUGCAGUGGAGAGAGACCAUAAGCUCAACAGCUACCCUGGGAUUUAGGAUAGAGGGAGUAAAGAAGGAGGACGGGACAGUGAACAGAGAUUUUAAGAAGACGAAGACAAGAGAGCAAGUUACUGCAGCCUUUUACGACUUUGUCAAAGGAAAUAAGGACAUACUGAACGGUUACUUAACCAGGCUGAAGGAAAUCAGAGACACUCUGGAGAUCUCCCCGUUCUUCAAAAUCCACGAGGUGAUUGGCAGCUCCUUGUUGUUUGUUCACGACAGCAAGGGACGGGCCAAAGUCUGGAUGAUUGACUUUGGGAAAACCACACCUCUUCCUGACGGGGAGGAACUGACCCAUCGAGCAUCGUGGGUAGAGGGCAACAGAGAAGAUGGCUACCUUUUUGGACUUGAUAGUUUGGUGGACAUCAUUUCAACCAUGGGAACACGGUGGACUUUCACAAGGACUCCGUCACAGAUGCUUGUCCUCCUGUAGGAAACCACAUCAUCCGAAAGCAGUGUGUGACCAAGGCAUUGACAGAUGCAUUCUCUUUAUUCAUUUUCAGUGGAGAGUCACAGCAUAGUUCUUCCCCAUUCAUAGCAUUCUUGUGUCAUCCAUACCCCCUCGAGGGCAGGCCGUAAGCAGACAUGUUACGACAGGUGUUACUAAUGACUGUAGCAACAUCUCUGUUCACAUAAGUGUCCCAGUAAUUCAUGAACAAUAUUAACAACAACAUUAAUGCACAAUAUCAUUAAUGUUGUUGGUUACACCUGUGUUUUUUUCUUAUGAACUGACUGCUGUAAAAAAGUGUAACAUUUACAUGCAUUAUGUAUGUAUGUGUUUAUAAGCAGAAGAUCUAGAUUGAUUAAACUACAUUAAAGGGUUAGGUUCUGAAUAUUCUAUAUUUUUGUUUCUGUGAACGAAUCCCAUGAAAAAAGCAAACCAACAAUGUGUCAGUCCACCACUGUUGCCUGGUUUGUCUGUGGCUCUACCCCAAGUUUAUUUAUUAAAAAAGGCAGAAUCAUUUCCUAAAAUAGCUGGACAUUGCAGUUUUUAGCAAACCUUAGUUCACUCUAGUGGAUAUCUAGAGCAGCGGGACAGUGCAUGUGGAAUUAAAAUGAACUAUGCCUGUGUUUCAUAAUCAAGACCUAUAAACACACAGUGCAACAGUGUGGCUCACUGACACGUUUUGGACAGCAACUGAUCUCUAUGGCACAGAGAAAUAUGUUGUAUUAUGGUUUGCUGUUCUUUAUAGGCCUUGGACUUUUCUCAGGAUUUGUUGAUAAUAACAAAAAUAUCAAAUAUUACCAGAGUGGAAAGCAACAGUGUGUGGAAACUGAAAAAUCUGGACUUUGGUGCCACCUAUUGGUGAUAACAAAAAGGACAUUGUUAAUGUCUACCACCUUAAAUUGAAAGAUGCUUUAAUGCCAUAAACAUUAUUUACAUAUA